ACCACAGACCCCUUUUUGCUACUAAGGCCCCCCACCCACACAGUCACGCUCGCACUUGACGUAAUCUCAUUUUUCAGGUCAAUUUUACUUUUCCUCUUUUCCAAAAAUGGAGUCUGAUGAUCAAAACCUUUUCCAUUACAGUCUCAUCGCUCUCUACCUCAUCGGACCACCCACCUUCGUUUCCCUCCACUUCCUCCAAGCUCCCUACGGCAAGCACCGCCGUCCCGGAUGGGGUCCAACCAUGCCUGCUCCCCUCGCCUGGUUCCUUAUGGAGAGUCCCACUCUCUGGCUCACCUUUCUCCUCUUUCCCUUCGGAAUUCAUAGCUCCGAUCCAAAAUCUCUCUUGCUAAUAUCGUUCUUCCUCCUCCACUACUUCAACCGAACCGUAUUCUUCCCGCUCCGCCUCCUCCGCCAGAAAAACCCAGGCGAUUUUCCCGUCGCGAUAGCGGCCACGGCUUUCGGAUUCAACCUCUUGAAUGCUUACUUGCAGGCCAGAUCGGUCUCUCAUUACAGCGAUUACGACGGAGAUGAGUGGUUCUGGUGGCGAUUCUUCGCCGGUGCGGUUGUUUUCUUGGCCGGGAUGGCGAUUAAUGUGGCGUCGGACCGGGUUUUGGUUCGGCUGAAGGAGAGCGGCGGAGGGUAUAAGGUGCCGAGGGGAGGUUGGUUUGAGAGAGUGAGUUGUCCAAAUUACUUCGGCGAGUGCGUUGAGUGGUUGGGCUGGGCCGUUAUGACGUGGUCUUGGGCUGGAUUGGGCUUUUUUCUAUACACGUGUGCUAACUUGAUGCCUAGAGCACGUGCGAACCAUAAGUGGUAUUUGGAGAAGUUUGGGGAAGAUUAUCCCAAAUCUAGAAAAGCUGUUGUACCUUUUCUGUAUUAAUUAUUAUGAAUUUGAAUUGAGCAAUUAAAUAUGGUGAAAAAGAUUGGAUUUUUGUUUU
This is a messenger RNA of Humulus lupulus (European hop), 935 nucleotides long. RefSeq names its product steroid 5-alpha-reductase DET2. The coding region runs from base 107 to 877 and encodes 256 amino acids. Gene Ontology annotation, cellular component: membrane. The transcript has a single exon. Lineage: Eukaryota; Viridiplantae; Streptophyta; Magnoliopsida; Rosales; Cannabaceae. Gene Ontology annotation, molecular function: 3-oxo-5-alpha-steroid 4-dehydrogenase activity. Gene Ontology annotation, biological process: brassinosteroid biosynthetic process. The record is from RefSeq and is a predicted model, not a curated record.